AUGUCUUUACAGAUCAUUUCUAUAUUUCUUAGUAUUGUUGAGUAAUAUAAAGAAUUGAAUGAAUCGACUUAUAAGCAUGAUUAUCCAGAUGAAGAAAUGAGCGAGGUCAAUGUUCCUAACUUUAAUAAUUCUAAUAUCAAAUAAGACACCAUAUUAACUUAAAUGGAUCAAGUAAUUCAAUAAAAAUAUAAACAUCAACAUUAAUUAUUUCUUAACACAUCUUAAAAAUUUCAACAAAAGUAAAAUAUAAUAAAAAAUAUUAUUAAAAGUUUUUCAAAAUAUUUGAAAAGCUUAAGCAACGAAAAAGCUACCCAAAGGUUUAGUAGCAUUUUAGGAACUAACAAGAGUUUUUGUAAUAUUAAGAAAAAUUUCUUAAAAUAAAUGAAGAAAAAAAAUAAUAGAUGGAACCACAUAUUGAAAAGAUUGAUUUGUAGUAAAGAUUUGAGCAAGAUUUUUAAGAGUUAUUUAGAAAGAGAAUCAAUUUGUUGGUUAGCUUAUUCCAAAACUGAUAACGUAUAUGAUCAUAAAUAAAUGAUCAAUUUACUCAAAGAAGCUUUAUAAUCAGAAGAAUAGUUAUAAAUAAUCACAUAUAAAAAAAAAUGA
Molecule: messenger RNA, 603 nt
Organism: Tetrahymena thermophila SB210
Lineage: Eukaryota; Ciliophora; Oligohymenophorea; Hymenostomatida; Tetrahymenidae
Exons: 1
Source: RefSeq, a predicted model, not a curated record